AUGCCUGUCAUUGAUCUUGGCGAGUCAAUUCCGCCUGACACAGCACAUGCUGUCAGUGUCUCUCUGCCAACAUGGAAGUCCAAUGUUGGUUACGAAGAGGGUGAAGAUUGGGUUGUUAGCCGCAUGACGACAGGUUACCCUCGAGGCAUCCAGGCUUUCGCUAAGGAUAUUGUUGAUCGUCAUGGUAGCGCGGGCCAGCAGGCUAUGCUAUUCCCUACGCCACGAGUGGCAAAGCGGUGCCUUGACUUUAUUCUUCAGCGAGUCUCCCCUAAGCUGGCUUCUCAGAUCCGCACCCUUGACCUGACUCUUGACGAGUCAAAACAGCUAUCACCUGACUUGAAGAAGCUCACCUCCACAAUCUCAGCCGUGGUCUAUCCCGCUGAGGUAUUUCCCAUCGCAAAGCAGUACUGGCAGCAUACUGGAGAGGGCGCUUCUAGCAGGCGCGCUGAGUUCUGCCACGGCCUGUUCAAAGACAAUCUUCUUAUCCCUUUGACCCGUACCCGCACACCCCCCAGGGCUGGGCAGAGUCGGGCUUCUCGAGGUCCAAAACGCUACACUCGUCCAGGUUCAAUCGAUGGCAUCUCCUCUCCGGCGCCUACAACGGCCAAGGCUGCAUUGCCGGAGACUCCUGUUGAGUCUAUCGAGAGCUCGAGAUUCCUCGAAGAACGCUUCGGUAGAAACCUUGACUUGUCCAUGGCAGAGCGCGCUCAGUCUGCUAUUCGUAGGCGUAUUGCCGGUGCAAUGGCUCACGAGGUUGAUAUGAACGAUGGUCCGUUACCAGCCAUGACAUCAAACACUCGCGGUAUGCCUAAUCUCGAGGAAACGGAUGUCUACCUAUAUCCUGCGGGUAUGAACGCCAUCUUUAACGCCCAUCGGGUGCUCCUUCAUGCGAGAGAGCCGGCCAAGAGUAUCAACUUUGGUUUCCCAUAUGUUGAUACACUCAAGAUUUUGCAGAAGUUCGGCCCUGGCUGCCACUUUUACGGACACGCCUCAGCAGAAGACCUUGAUGAUUUGGAGGCCCGACUAAAAGCAGGCGAACAAUUCCUUGCUCUUUUCUGCGAGUUCCCUGGAAACCCCCUUUUGACCUGCCCCGAUCUGACUCGUAUCCGCAAGCUUGCUGAUGAGUACGAUUUUGCAGUUGUGGUCGAUGAGACAAUAGGGACAUUCUCCAAUAUUAACGUUCUUCCAGUCGCCGAUAUUGUCGUUAGCAGCCUGACAAAGAUUUUCUCUGGCGACAGCAACGUUAUGGGUGGCGGCCUUGUGCUCAAUCCUGAAAGCAAGUACUACCGCAUACUCAAGACAGCCAUGGACGAUAUCUAUGAGGACAACUACUGGCCCGAGGAUGUCAUCUUUAUGGAGAGGAACAGUCGUGAUUUCGAGUCUCGUGUAGUACGUAUCAACGCGAAUGCGGAUGCCAUCUGCAAAGUGCUGCAAACGCACCCCCUCGUCAAGCGCAUCUACUACCCCAAGUUCAACGAUUCCAAGCCUCACUACGAAAAGGUACGCUCGCCAGAUGGAGGAUAUGGUGGUCUACUUUCCGUUGUUUUCCAGAGAAAGGAGCAUGCUCAGGCCUUCUUUGAUGCGUUGGAUCUUGCAAAGGGACCCAGUCUAGGAACUAACUUUACGCUGGCCUCGCCUUAUGUUCUCCUGGCACAUUAUCAGGAGUUAGAGUGGGCCGAGCAAUUUGGCGUCGAUCCUUAUCUUAUUCGUGUGAGUGUUGGGUUAGAGGAGACUACUGAGCUUGCGAACACUUUCACAAAAGCACUGGAGGCGGCAAAGGCUGUUCAGUUAUGA
Fusarium sp. VM40 is the source of this 1794-nucleotide messenger RNA. Lineage: Eukaryota; Fungi; Ascomycota; Sordariomycetes; Hypocreales; Nectriaceae. The record is from the annotation of a GenBank genome assembly.